Messenger RNA from Xenopus tropicalis (tropical clawed frog), 5189 nucleotides. It is a transcript of the gene prdm15, whose product is annotated as PR domain 15. NCBI's taxonomy places the organism in Eukaryota, Metazoa, Chordata, Amphibia, Anura, Pipidae. The transcript has 25 exons. The record is from RefSeq and is a predicted model, not a curated record. Bases 95 to 3703 code for a protein of 1202 amino acids. Gene Ontology annotation, cellular component: nucleus.
GCUCUCUUCCGGUCCUGCGUGAUUUCCGGAGCGGAUCGGAACCCGGAGCCUGGAUUCGGUUCCCACUCGGGCUAUAGAGGAGCAGGUGUGGAUAAUGGCCCAGGAACCAAUGGAUGAAGCUGUAUUUAUAUGGUGUGAUGACUGCGGGCAGUAUCACGAUUCCGAAUGCCCGGAGCUUGGGCCUGUGGUUACUGUCCAGGAUUCUUUUGUUUUGAGCCGAGCCCGGUCUUCCCUUCCUUCAAACUUGGAAAUCAAGCAGGCAGAGGAUGGCGCAGAAGGGGUUUUUGCCGUGACGCCGCUCGUGAAGCGUACCCAGUUUGGCCCAUUUGAGUCUAAGAGAGUUUCCAAACUGGACAAAGAGCCACGUUUCUUGCUUAAGGUGUUCCACAAGGAUGGCCGGUCGGAGCUGUGUGACACGUCCAGCGAGGACGAUUGCAACUGGAUGAUGUUUGUGCGGCCGGCCGCGGAUUUCACUCAUCAGAACCUGACCGCCUUCCAACAUGGCAACGACGUCUACUUUACUACCUCCCAGGAUAUAGCGCUAGGUGCCGAGCUGCGAGUGUGGUACGCAGCCUUCUACGCAAGAAGAAUGGAGAAAGCUUUGCUAAAGCCUGCCAUACCUUGCCACAGUGAGGUGAAUUUCUUGGCUGCUGAACCUGAAAAAGACCUGAACCCAAGUUCGUCUUCCAAGACUCCCCCCACUGCCAUUUUGUCUCCCAAAAAGAUGAAAGUUACUCAUCCGCCUGCAGCUUACACCUCAGUUUCGUGUCAGGAUAACAGCGAUAUCAUUCACGUGGAAACCUGCCACUGGACCUGUAAAGUGUGUAGCACCACCUUUAUCGAACCCAAUCUUUUGACAGAACAUUUGCUUAGUCAUUUAGAACAAGCCAAAGGGAUUCCCCCUCCAACUCAAUGUGAGAACUCCUACCUGGAGUGUGAUACGGUGAGUGUGAGUGCCGACCAGACCGUCAUCUGUGCCGACUCCAACCAAAACCUGGAGGUGAAGAAGAAACCAAAGAGGGGCCGCAAGUCCAAAGUUCCAAAAGGCAAUAUCCCUCUUGUGAUAGUGGAUGAUGACAGCCCAGCAGAACACAACCCGAUCUUAUACAAUCCAGUCUUCUCAUCCGACCGAGUGGCGGAAAUUAUAACAGAGAUCCCUCCCGAUGACGUUCAACUGCCCCACGAUCCAGAGGACAAAUUCAUGGAGCUAAUGUUGGGAAAAUUACCCAAUGCCGCCAACAGCCUGCCCCCUGUCUCCAAAUUUGCUUUUCACCAAACUAGCAGCUCGGUGAAGAGAAGUAUGUUGCUCCCUGGCAGCAGGCACGCGAUCCGGCGGAAGUUUGCGAGGCAGCUGGGGGAUCACAAGCGCGUCUUCCAGUGCAACAUCUGUGCCAAAGUGUUCCGUAACAGCAGCAACCUUAGCCGGCAUGUCCGAUCCCACGGGGACAAGCUGUUUAAGUGCGAGGAGUGCUCCAAACUCUUCAGUCGGAAGGAGAGCCUCAAGCAGCACGUUUCUUAUAAGCACAGCAGGAACGAGGUAGAUGGGGAUUACAGGUAUCGCUGCAACACCUGCGAGAAGGCUUUUCGGAUCCAAGGAUUUCUGGAGUUUCACAACUGUAGAACAGAUGACAAGUCGUUCCAGUGUGAGAUGUGCUACCGGUUCUUCUCCACCAACAGUAACCUCUCCAAGCACAAGAAGAAGCACGGGGAAAAGAAAUUUGCCUGUGAGAUCUGUAACAAACUGUUCUACAGGAGGGAUGUAAUGCUGGAGCAUCACCGGAGGCACCUGGAAGGAGUGAGACGCGUAAAGCGGGAAAGCCUCCAUCAGAACACCGACAAUUCUAUCCGGUAUAAAAAGGAGCCGUCGGCCUGUCCUGUGUGCGGGAAGAUGUUCUCCUGCAGAAGCAACAUGAACAAGCACCUCCUCACUCACGGAGACAAGAAAUACACCUGCGAAAUCUGCGGCCGAAAAUUCUUCAGAGUCGAUGUCCUACGGGAUCACAUCCACAUUCAUUUCAAGGACAUUGCACUGAUGAAUGACCAGCAGCGGGAAGAGUUCAUUGGGAAGAUCGGCAUCUCGUCGGAGGACAAUGACGAAAACUCUGACGGGAGCGUAGAAACGGAGCCGCACAAGUACAGCUGCAAGAGGUGCCAGAUCUCAUUUGCUCGGGGGAAGGAAUACCUCAAGCACAUCAUGGAUAUCCACGCUGAGAACGGCUACGACUGCAGCAUUUGCCACCGGCGCUUUGCGCUCAAAGCAACGUAUCACGCUCACAUGGUCAUUCACCGGGAGAACCUGCCCGACCCAGAGGUGCAGAAGUACAUUCACCCCUGUGAGGUCUGCGGCAGGAUUUUCAACAGCAUCGGAAAUCUGGAGAGGCACAAACUCAUUCACUCAGGAGUGAAGAGUCACGGCUGCGAGCAGUGCGGGAAGUCGUUUGCGCGGAAGGAUAUGCUAAAGGAGCACAUGAGGGUCCAUGACAACAUCCGGGAGUAUCUGUGCGCUGAGUGUGGGAAAGGAAUGAAGACAAAGCACGCUCUGCGGCACCACAUGAAGCUGCACAAGGGUAUCAAGGAGUACGAGUGCAUGGAGUGCCACCGCAGGUUUGCCCAGAAGGUGAACAUGCUGAAGCACUACAAGAGGCACACAGGGAUCAAAGACUUUAUGUGCGAAUUGUGCGGGAAAACAUUCAGCGAAAAGAACACAAUGGAAACUCACAAACUCAUCCACACAGAAGUGGGGAAGCAGUGGACGUGCACGGUGUGUGAUAAGAAGUACGUGACCGAGUACAUGCUCCAGAAACACGUCCAGCUCACCCACGACAAGGUGGAGGCGCAGAGCUGCAAUCUGUGUGGGACCAAGGUGUCAACCAGGGCGUCUAUGAGCCGCCAUUUAAGGCGCAAGCACCCAGAGGUCCUUUCUGUACGGAUUGAAGACUUAGAUGACCUGCAAGAAUCUGAGGCCAUAGAUACAUCAUUAAGCAUUGUACAGCGAGAGCUGGAUGUGGAAGAGCAUGAGGGACUGCAGCGGGCGAAACGGAUGAGAACGGGCACCUCCCGCGCGGGAAAGCGCAAGAGUCGGGAGGAAGACGCAGAGGAUCCGGAAGAUCCCACAUUCACCGAAUAUCAGGAGAAGGAGUCGGAGUUUACACGCAGCAGCGGAGACGAGGAUGGUUCCGCCGUGGAGACUUUGCAGCAGGUCGUGGUCACAAUCAGCGAUGGGAGUGUCCCCGCACCAUCUUGCACGGUUGGCCUUACAAACAUUACGGUUACUCCCAUAACCACCACAGCAGGCACUCAGUUCGCCAGCCUCCAGCCCGUAGCCGUGGGUCACUUGGCCGCCUCCGAGCGGCAGUUGCAGCUGGACAGCUCCAUCUUAACUGUCACCUUUGAUGCAGUGAGCGGCAGUGCGGUGCUACACAAUCGCCCGGCAGAACUGGCCAUUGCGGCCUCGCAGGAUGCCGCCGGCCCUCAGCCUGUCGCGCACUUCAUCAACCUCACUACUUUUGUGAACUCCAUCGCUCCUCUGGGAGGUCAGAUUUCUAGUGAGGCGCCGCUGACGUGGAGGGCGGUGCCUGCGGGGGAGACCCCGCCCCAUCCUGAAGAAGAUCAGCCCUCGGAGCAGACUGAGCAGCAGUCAUCAGGGCCCCACACUGUGCAGGAGGUACCCCCAGACACACAAGGACAGAUGUACAGUUACUAAGCUAUUGGAGGAGUAUUGGGACGUGCAGCUAUCAUCGAAGAGCCAAUCGGCUCGUCCGCUCAAGCGCCAAGAGUGCGUCAUUUCAGACUAGCAGAACUAUCCUGACACUGGAAAAUAAAGACUUGUACUUGGGCCAGUACUGUAACGGUCCAACCAAUGAGGUGCAUACAUUCAAGAGGAUGUUCCUAUUAAUAGUUUGUUAGUAAACUUGCGAUUGGUCGUUGAUUAUCUAGCGGCAGCCUGAAACGAUCACGGCUCUUGUGAACUAAAGACCAUAGAGGUACGGUGGGCAUUGCGCGUCACGAGAGCCGGAGGGUUCAAACAGGGUUUGUUACAUCACUCGGUAACGGGGGGGGCGGUUUAUUAAAGGAGAACUUAACCUGACUAGAAAUGCUGUAUUUUAUAUCCUGAGCUCACUGUACCAGCCCUAUAACAGGAAUGAUCCAAGUUGUUCACAGCAGCUCCCCAGUGUUUUGAUUGGUGCAGGCUAGAAAGCUUAGCCCAAAGCAGGGGGGUUACUGGGCGGGGCAUCUUCAGAAGCACAGACCCUCCCUGCUAAAGAACUGCAAAGGCCAUUGGCUGGUACUGAACUCACAAAUAUAACAUGUAGCAUUUCUUGCCUUAUUGCGCUUGACAAAUGUCAAUAAUAUGCCAAUAAUUAGGGGGGUACGGUAUAGGUGUCUCUAAUGGACCCAGAGGUCCAACAUGCUCCUCCCCUCUUUUUUUGUAAUCCGACAAAUCAGUACUGUGCUAUAUAAAAGCGAAUAACCCCCCUUACCCCAUUACAACCCUUUGGGAGUAUUGGUGGCGGUUGGAACCGGGUCCCUAUAGUUACCCCCCCCCCCCCCGAUAAUGCCUAUUUAUUAUAACCAGGCCCAGGAGGCCUCGCUGAAGUAUUUGCUACAGAGCGUAAUAGGAGAAUUUCUAGCAGGCUGCCAGCAAAGAUCGCUAUUGGAUAAAUGUCAGUAUAGAUGAUGUCAUACAUCAGUAUAGAUUAUGUCAUAUGUAUCAUUGUUCUACCUAACUGCCAGCGAGUGAUCACAUGGUAACACCCAUGCACCCAAAGCAUAUUGUAUAGGCACAUAUAUAAGUGCUAUCGAUCACCGUGACAUUGCCGCGAGUCCCGCCCUCUAGCUCGAAGGCACCAAUGAAGUAAGAGCAUUUUCUCCAUUGACCCCAGUAUUAAGUUGGCCGUUUUUUUUGCGCCACGUUGGAUUGAGAGCCGAGAGCGUCUCUUCCGUUUGUUAAUUACUGUAAAUUAAUUACUGUUUCUCAGCCAACUUUAUAGAAUGUGACUUUUGUUAUUUACCCCAAUUUAUUUAUUGACUCGGUGGCCUUGUCUGUAAGAUAUUCUGGUUGUUCCACUCGUCGUAUGGGAAAUAUUUAUGCUCUGUUGUUUGAAGGACAUUUUUUGUUUGUUUGUUUAUUAUUAUUGUGUUAUUUCUGUGCCUGAGGAAGGCUAUAGUAAAAAAGAAAUGAAGCUGGA